AAAAAAACAGAUAGCAGCUCAUGAAAAUAAGGAAGUAAAUGCUGUCGGGUCGAAGCUUGAGCCUCUCUUCUGCUGUAAAGUGAAAGUAGAUCAGUGGAGAGCUCAGUGACGUUAAUGUAAUUUAAGGCACAACCUCUGUGCUAAGGAAGUUAGCUGUCCAGCUAAUUGCUUCACUGCCUCCACAUUAACGUUAUUCCAAAACAUAGACAGGAAAUUCCCUUAGACAGGAAAUCAGAAGGCGAGAGAGACAUAUACGAGACGUACAUCUCUUAUCUCCAAAGUUAUUAUUAGCCACCAUGUACCACAAAGGGGAUCCCCAGGAAGGAGCUAUGGGGCAGAAACACGAGGAGCUGCCGCAGAUGGACGGCUUGUGUGAUGCGUGCGAGCCUGACGAGGCCCAACUGGCCACACAAGUAUGCCACACCUGCAGCUUUGCCUUCUGUUCUGUCCAUGCUGACAAACAUGCCAGUAGCACACAUCACCCCAUAAUGCCUUACAACCCUGAGGGGACAGAAGAUAAUGGACUUGGCACCAACAGAUGCUCUAGAGUCGGAGAUGGAGCUGAGGAUGUCCCUGGUGCUGAGAGGGCAGCUGGAAUGGGUGUGAAUCAGGAGAUGGCGCCACUCGGAGUGGCUAAUGGCGAUGAGCGUGGUGAUGCCGGGGAAAGAGAAGGAGCCAAGAAUGGUCUACAGUUGGCGGCUGAGCUGGGUGACAGGGCUGAGGGUGCAGAAGCAGGGCAAGAAGUCGUGGCUGCCAGAGAGGCGGGGAAGAGGGACACUGUGACAGUAGAGAGACUGCGCUGCAAGGAGCAUGGACAGGAAGGAUCACUCUACUGUAAACCAGAUGAGAAGAUCAUCUGUGUGGUGUGUGCCGUGCAGGGUGAGCACCGUGAGCACGAGAUCAUCACCCUGCAUGAGGCCUACGUGUGGCAGAAGAGCAGGCGAGGUUACGACCUCCUGGGCUGUACGCAACAGAUGGGUGAGAAGAUCAAGACCAAGUGGACCAACCCCGAGAUGUCAACAGAGGAGUUGGAGGCGUACGUGAACAGUCAGUUCGACGAGCUCCGCAAACUGGUGCGACUGGAGGAGAAGAGGACGCUUCAUCUGGUCGACCUCAAAGAGGCGUUCCUGACAGCAUCCGCUGCUGAAAAAAUCGCCGAGAUCUCUGUGGAAACCGAGCGCCUGCAGGAAGAGAUGGCCAACAUCACACACCAGCUGUGCCUGCUGGAGCGGGCUGAGGGGUUGGGUCCUGUUGUGGCAGCACAGGCACUAGCAGCAGUACCAGCCCACAGGGUGCAGCAUGACAUUGAGGCCAGGCCAAGGCUGCCAGAGCCGAGGGCAGAGCCCAUGGACCAACGGGACUUUGACGACAAUAACUCUGGACCAUCCAUGGACCACGCCCCCUAAAACCAGCAGACCAGACCCUGCUACAUCCACCUGUCAGCU
Molecule: messenger RNA, 1445 nt
Organism: Etheostoma cragini (Arkansas darter)
Lineage: Eukaryota; Metazoa; Chordata; Actinopteri; Perciformes; Percidae
Gene: trim44
Product: tripartite motif containing 44
Exons: 6
Coding region: 297-1406 (369 amino acids)
Molecular function (GO): zinc ion binding
Source: RefSeq, a predicted model, not a curated record